Molecule: messenger RNA, 1209 nt
Organism: Branchiostoma floridae (Florida lancelet)
Lineage: Eukaryota; Metazoa; Chordata; Leptocardii; Amphioxiformes; Branchiostomatidae
Product: trace amine-associated receptor 13c-like
Exons: 2
Coding region: 1-1209 (402 amino acids)
Biological process (GO): G protein-coupled receptor signaling pathway
Cellular component (GO): membrane
Molecular function (GO): G protein-coupled receptor activity
Source: RefSeq, a predicted model, not a curated record
AUGAAGAACACCACUGUCGCAAUGAUCACCGCGGUCGCUGCAGUGACCCGCAUCAUGGAGAACACAUCAGAAAAUCCAGGCGUCUGCGGCUUCGUCACGAGAAACAUCACGUCAGGAAAUGUGGUAACGUCCGUGACCAGCUAUGACCCGGCACCCUGUGGCUUGUACGGCAACUACCCGGCUUCACAACCGGUGCUCAUCUUCAUCCUUGUCAUCAUGACGGCUUGGUCCUUGUUCGGCAAUGGCUGCUUACUGUACCUCGUCUUUACUGAGAAAAACAUGCGGGAAGCAGGAAAUAUCUUCCUGUGUGCCCUUGCGCUCGCGGACAUGGCCCAGAUACUGGUCUACGCACCCCCAACCGUUUACAACUUGGUGCACGGAGAGAUCCUCGGUGAGGGCUGGUGUAGGGUACAAGCCUUCCUCAUGAAGUUCCUACCCGUGCUCUCAAUCUACCUACAGACGAGUCUGUGGAUCUGCAGAUUCAUAUACAUCGCCUUUCCUCUCGACUAUGCUUCAAUCAUGACCAAACGCCGCCUCGCCGUGGCGAUGGCCGCCUGCCUGCUGAUUGCCCUGGUAACACCGGUGGUUGGCCUCGCUCGUGUCGGCACGGUGCAGUCAUGGACAGUAGAUGAGUACCCCGGGGCCGUCGACAUCGCACAGCCUAUCAGCCUGAUGCUGUCGUGUCUGUCGGGUGGAGCUGAAGUUGACAGCAUGAUGGCACUGAUCUCCGUCGGCCUGACCAUCAGCUUCAUCACUGCGUGUCUCAUCUACAAGGUGGCCUGGGAUAGCGGGAAGAACCAAGAGAAGCUGACUGGGAUCGCCAAGGAUCAGCUCAAGCACAAGCUGGCAGCAGCCAAGACGUUGGGGAUCAUAUUUGGAGUGCAGCUGAUAACGUGGCUUCCUUCGACGAUCAACACAUUCCUGUGGAAAACUGGAGUCAUCGCACCUAACAAAGGUGUCAUCGCUGCUGAUAUCUUCUUCAUCGUCACGAUGACAAGCACAUUCUUGGUGUUCGCCAAUUCCAAAAACAUCUACCGCCGAGCUCUGACCAGCAUGUACUACAACAUCAGGAAAAUCAUCCAGUGGGUUGGAGAAAUCGAGAUUAUCCCGUUGGUCAUGUUGCGCAUGCGUAGACCAGAAAGCAACUCGCGACCGGACCCCGUCCGAAAGCCCAUCCAACCCAUCAUAGAAUAUGAAACGACUGUGUAA